CUAUCUGUCACUAAUGCCCUUAUGAAUUGGAUUGUCAAAUUUACUCUCAUCAAGAUUCAAGCUUUUUGCUCAUUUGCCUAUUCGAUCUUACCAUCUGUGACCUAUCAGAUUAUCGUGAAAAAAUAACAUAAAAAUCAUGGCCGAUUCUCAAGUGUACGACAACACUACUUGCGUAGUUUGUUUUAAGACUGUCGUUUAUUUCUCAAUUGGUGAAUGUGAUCAUCCUGUCUGCUUCGAGUGUUCGACUCGCAUGCGAGUUCUGUGCCUGCAGAAUGAAUGUCCAAUCUGUCGACAGGAUCUUUCGAGGGUGGUGUUUACGGAUAAAAUCCAGCCAUAUAAAGAGCUUCGGAACCAAGAAUUUCCUGACCGACUGUUUGAAAGGCAAUUUAAGAUAGGGUUUUGUAGUGAGCAGAUAAAAAAGGCAUAUGAAAAGCUUCUGGAGAACUCGUGUUCCAUCUGCGACAAGACACCAUUCCGUACAUUUUCAAUGCUAAGUGAUCACAUGAGGAAGGUACACGAGCGACACUAUUGUGAUCUCUGUGUGAAACAUCUUAAGAUAUUCACUUGUGAGCGGAAAUGCUAUACCAGACAAGAAUUAGCACACCACCGACGGAAAGGCGAUCUAGACGAUACAUCUCACAGGGGUCAUCCCUUAUGCGAGUUCUGCGAGGAGCGGUUCAUGGAUGCUGAUGAAUUGUACCGUCAUCUCCGUAAGGAACAUCUAUACUGUCAUCUGUGCGACGCCGACGGCAGGAAUCUAUACUACGCGUCACAUGCCGCGCUGGCUCAUCAUUUCCGAACGGAACAUUAUCUAUGCGAGGAGGGCGAAUGUGCUGGACAACAUCUCACAGCUGUCUUCAGGAGCGAGAUCGAUCUUAAGGCUCACCGUGCAACAGUCCACGGCAGGGGCCUGGCCCGCGGCGCCGCCCGUCAGGCUCGAACCCUAGAACUUCAAUUCAAUAUAACGCCACAUCCGGUCGUCCGCUCCACCAGGGACCGCACUGAGCCGGCUCCUCCCCCCGCACCAAGCCCCGCCCCACCGCCAGUUACCAUUGACCCGCGGAGUGACGAACAGUUCCCAAGACUUUCUGCAGCACCCCCCGCGCCGACACCUCUACUGGCAGCGCCAAGAUCGUUGAGAGGUUCCGAAGGUCUAGCUCGUACGGAGCGUAAUUUCCCCGCCCUGGACGGUUCCCGAGCCGCCCCCGCCCCGACCUCCGCCCAAGCUUCUCGUCCAGCCGCUCCUGUAGCCGCAGCUGUGCUUAGAAACUCUUCCAAGCCCAGCGUGUCUAUUCAGCUCCACAGUCAACCUAGCGCCAGUAACUUCAGAUUGACUCAGACCAGCGGAAACCGUAUCUCUAUACCGCCGCAGAAGAAACAACAGAAUCAUUUGUCGGAUGAAGAUUUCCCCUCGCUGGGACAUCCGCGAGACGAUCAUCCUAGCAUUGGGGCUGGUACUAUACAGCCUUCCAAGGUCACCUUGAUCAACAGCGAUGAACUGCGGUCUCUCAAGAACAGUCAACAAGUCAGUCAGCCUAAGAAGUUCCAAUCCAAGUCGAGCUCGGAAGCUUUUCCCGCACUUUCAUCGUCCUCGGUACCAGCGACACCGCCGCAGUGGAUAACAGUGUCCAAAACUAAAGAAAAAUCCAAGCCUAAAGCAGAAGCGCCGGCCAAACCCCGAAACCCUGUGUUCAAUCCCGUAGCAGAUUUCCCCACUCUACCUAUCAACACCAACGCCAAGACAAAACCCAAAAAAACUCAACCCCCUCCACAGCCGCAGACAAUAAACACAUCGCAAAACGACAACUCAAAUAAAAAUAAGAAGGACAAGAAGAAGCAAAAUGCCAACGCUAAGAAAGACGUCAAAAUAGAUUACGACCUGGUGAACGGUGUGGACGAGGUCGACAUCAAGAAGGAAUACAUCGUCGCCAGCGUGAACGCCAACAACAACAGCGGGGACUCCGACAGGAAGGUUAAGACGAUCGCGACAGAUGCAACCACAAACUCUACGAAAAAUUCCUCAAGCGAUAAUUUUAAACUGGCGCCCAAGGAGUAUCCGCCGUUGAAUCCCAAAGCGGCAGAAACGCCGAGGCCAGUCCAGAAUGGAAGCGUACCUCCCGGUUUCAAGAAAAGACCGCCCUGUGACGGGAUGACGUUCACCAACUCAUCAGGACAGACCUUCCCAGCGCCGCUACACACGUACAUCCCGCCGCCGGACUUCGAACAGAGGAACCGAGCUCUGGUGAAGAAGUUCGCCGUCGCACUCGGAGGCGCGGCCGCCGUAGAAAACUUCAAGGUCGCGUCGAGGGCAUUCCGCGACAGCGUUCUCAGCGCCGACGAUUUCUACCAACAUUGCAAAUCAGCGCUCGGGCCUCAAUUGGACUCCGUGUUUCCGGAUUUGGUGGCCUUGUUGCCUGAUAUAGCUAAACAACAGGAAUUGGUGAUAGGAAGGGACAUCAGUUCGAAGCUGGAGGUCUGCUCCACUUGCGGUCAGCUGUUGUCUCCCGUGGAUCGCAUCGCCCACGACUCGGCGCACUGGCCGCCGCUGGCCUCGCGCUAAACUGUGAUAACGCACUGUGUUCACUUAGAUGUAACGAUCACAUCAGUGAUUCAUCGUAGUUAACUGUCCGUUUGACGCGUCUUACAGGGGUGCUUUGUAAUUAUUUGCUUAAAUUAUAAUCGUACUUCCAAUAUUUGGUAGUUGUUGAAAAUUUUUACCUAAAUAGAUUGUUUGUAAAAGAUAUAACGAUAUCAUUAUUAGAUUUUGACCUUAGGUACAUUAUUAAUUGCGAUUGCAACUUCUUCUGUCUGCUAGUACUUAAAUGUUGACCAUUUGUAUCAGUGUUUCUCAAAGCUAAGGUUGAUUAAAAUAUCAGAUGCAAACUCGUAUGCGCAGCAAUUACGUAAAAAAAUCAGUUUCAUCGAUAAAAGUUUGAGAAACACGAAUCCUAUAUAUUCUGUAUUAUAUGUGUUGUAAUUAAAUAAAUAGACAAACGUCAUUAAAAUGUAUGUGAUUUAUGUAAAUGUUACACUGUAAAAUAUAUUAUUUCUCUGUAAUUAUAUUUUUGUACCUUCCAACUGAACAAAUUAAUUUGUGUUAUUUUUUUUUUAUUGAACGAAAUAUAUAUUAAGUUAUUUAAACUAGAACGCUUGGUGAACGAGAUGCGUAAAUAAAAACUCAAAUAGUAUGAUA
Messenger RNA from Danaus plexippus (monarch butterfly), 3193 nucleotides. RefSeq names its product E3 ubiquitin-protein ligase ZNF598. NCBI's taxonomy places the organism in Eukaryota, Metazoa, Arthropoda, Insecta, Lepidoptera, Nymphalidae. Bases 137 to 2560 code for a protein of 807 amino acids. Gene Ontology annotation, biological process: rescue of stalled cytosolic ribosome; protein ubiquitination. The record is from RefSeq and is a predicted model, not a curated record. The transcript is spliced from 10 exons. Gene Ontology annotation, molecular function: ubiquitin protein ligase activity; ribosome binding.